This is a messenger RNA of Lucilia sericata (common green bottle fly), 1869 nucleotides long. It is a transcript of the gene cry, whose product is annotated as cryptochrome-1. Gene Ontology annotation, cellular component: nucleus; cytoplasm. Gene Ontology annotation, molecular function: FAD binding; DNA binding. The record is from RefSeq and is a predicted model, not a curated record. Gene Ontology annotation, biological process: entrainment of circadian clock by photoperiod; circadian regulation of gene expression. The transcript has 6 exons. Bases 21 to 1739 code for a protein of 572 amino acids. Lineage: Eukaryota; Metazoa; Arthropoda; Insecta; Diptera; Calliphoridae.
UGGUGAAAAUUUCAAGUGCAAUGAGUGCAUUUGCCAGCAACACGUUGUCGUGUAAAGACCGAAAACGCGGAACAUUAAACGAGUGUAAUACCGAUAACGAUUUUUCAACAAUGUCGGUUAAUAUAAUUUGGUUCCGUCAUGGUUUAAGACUGCACGAUAAUCCAGCUCUAUUGGAAGCUAUAUCGGAUAAAGAUUUAGGCAUAGAACUAUUGCCGAUUUUUAUAUUUGAUGGAGAAAGUGCGGGCACUAAAUCAGUUGGCUAUAAUCGUUUAAAGUUCCUUCUGGAUUCCCUGAAAGAUAUUUACGAUCAGCUGCAAAAUCUCAGCUUAAGUCUGGGACGAUUGUAUGUAUUGCAAGGAAAUCCAGUACAAAUAUUUCGACGUCUACAUGAGCAAUGCGGCAUAAGGAAAUUAUGUUUUGAGCAGGAUUGUGAACCGAUUUGGAAUAGACGUGAUAAUGCGGUGAAAAAACUUUGCCAUGAUUUGGGCAUAACUUGCCUCGAGAGAAUCUCACAUACUUUAUGGGACCCCAAAAAGGUUAUCGAUACUAAUGGCGGCAUACCGCCGUUAACUUAUCAAAUGUUUUUGCAUACAGUACAAAUAAUUGGCUUACCACCACGCCCAGUACCCAGUCCAGAUUGGACUAAUGUCAAGUUCCACAAACUAAGUGAGAAACUUAUAAUGGAAUUAAAAGUGUAUCUAGAGUUCCCCACUCCUGAAGACUUCAAUGUUUAUCCCGAUAACUUAAGUUAUUUGGCCAAAGUCAAAUGGAUUGGUGGAGAAACCCAGGCCUUGCUACAUUUGCAUCAACGUCUCAAAGUGGAGGAAAAUGCUUUUAAAUGUGGUUACUAUUUGCCUAAUCAGGCUAAGCCCAAUAUUUUGGAAUCUCCCAAGUCCAUGAGCGCCCAUUUACGUUUUGGUUGUUUGUCGGUGCGCAAGUUCUAUUGGGAUGUCCAUGAUCUCUUCAAAAAUGUCCAAAUGCAAGCCGAAGGUCUUGGUAUGCAUAUGUCUGGGGGAGCUCAUAUAACUGGUCAGUUGAUAUGGCGUGAAUAUUUCUAUACCAUGUCUGUGAACAACCCAAACUAUGAUCGUAUGGAAGAUAAUGAAAUAUGUUUGAAUAUACCCUGGGCUCAGCCCAAUCAUGAGCAAAUUCAACGCUGGACAAUGGGUCAAACAGGAUUUCCCUUAAUUGAUGCCGCUAUGCGUCAACUCUUAGCUGAGGGCUGGCUGCAUCACACUCUCCGUAAUACCGUGGCCACUUUUUUGACUAGAGGUGGUCUUUGGCAAAAUUGGGAACAUGGUUUACGUUAUUUUCUAAAAUACCUAUUGGAUGCUGAUUGGUCAGUGUGUGCUGGCAAUUGGAUGUGGGUUAGCUCAUCAGCAUUUGAACGUUUACUCGAUUCUUCGUUGGUAACAUGCCCAGUGGCAUUGGCCAAGAGAUUAGAUCCAAUGGGUCAGUAUAUAAAACAAUAUGUACCUGAGCUAUCUAAAGUACCUAAGGAGUAUAUUCACGAACCCUGGCGUAUGCCCUUGAAUGUACAAGAGCAAUCUGAUUGCUUGAUUGGAGUCCACUAUCCGGAUCGUCUGAUUGAUUUGAGUGUAGCCUCCCAACGUAACAUGUUGGCUAUGCGGGCUUUGCGUAACUCCCUUAUAGCCGAAGGAGCACCCGAUAAUGGUCCACCACAUUGUCGACCCUCAAAUGAGGAAGAAAUACGCAAUUUCUUCUGGUUAGCCGAUUAAAAUGGACGAUGGUGGAGCAUCUAAGUGGAAACAAAUUUACAAGGAUCGAUAAAAAUUAUAUUAAAAAAUUAUACAAAACGAAUAUAUAUUCCAAAUUUAUCACAAUAAAUAACAUAUUUUUCUUCGUGUA